AUGGCACCAUUCUUGGUGACGCGAGGAACACCAGCAGUGGGCAAGAUCGUAGCAGAAGGAGCUGGGACGCUGGGAAGAGUGACAGGCAACGAGACAGAGGGCAAUGCGAUGCUAGGCAACGUCACCGAAGGCAGAGCAAUGCUUGGGACCGAGAGAGAAGGAAGGGCCACUGAAGGAACCGAGACCGAAGGCAGUGCAAUGCUAGGCAGCGAGAGCGAGGGCAAUGCAAUGCUGGGCAAUGUCGCUGGGAUCGAGACUGAGGGCAAUGCGACGCUGGGCAACGAAGGCGAGGGCAACGCAACACUAGGCAACGUCACCGAAGGCAGAGCAAUGCUUGGGGCCGAGAGAGAAGGAAGAGCCACAGAGGGAAUCGAGAGCGAGGGCAGAGCAACCGAGGGAAUCGAGACUGAAGGCAAUGCGAUGCUGGGCAAUGUCACCGAAGGCAGAGCAAUGCUUGGGGCCGAGAGAGAAGGAAGGGCCACAGAGGGAAUCGAGACCGAAGGCACUGCAAUGCUAGGCAGCGAGAGCGAGGGCAGAGCGACUGAGGGAAGCGAGACUGAAGGCAAUGCGAUGCUGGGCAAUGUCACCGAAGGCAGAGCAAUGCUUGGGGCCGAGAGAGAAGGCAGAGCGAUGCUUGGGACCGAGAGAGAAGGAAGGGCCACAGAGGGAAUCGAGAGAGAAGGAAGGGCCACAGAGGGAAUCGAGACCGAAGGCAGUGCAAUACUAGGCAGCGACAGCGAGGGCAGAGCAACCGAGGGAAGCGAGACUGAAGGCAAUGCGAUGCUGGGCAAUGUCACCGAGGGCAGAGCGAUGCUUGGGGCCGAGAGAGAAGGCAGAGCGAUGCUUGGGACCGAGAGAGAAGGCAGGGCCACAGAGGGAAUCGAGACCGAAGGCAGUGCAAUGCUAGGCAGCGACAGCGAGGGCAGAGCAACCGAGGGAAGCGAGACUGAAGGCAAUGCGAUGCUUGGGACCGAGAGAGAAGGAAGGGCCACAGAGGGAAUCGAGACCGAAGGCAGUGCAACGCUAGGCAAGGAGAGCGAAGGCACUGUCGGAACGGCGAUCGUUGGUAGAAUUGUUGGGAGAACAGUUGGCACAGGCAAUGGCACCAAGCCGCCACCAGCAGCUGUUGUCGAGGCGAUUGCACUCGAAGGACGAGGUGCGAACGUGCGAGUCGAACACGAAACAACUGAAUUAGUGACAAGAGUCGUGGUUGAUGUGGUGGUAGGGAUGGGGAAGCCGAGGAAAGUGACCGUCGAGAUCGACACAGUCGACGUUGUUGUGCAUUGUGAAGCAACAGUAGAUGAGCAAAGGGCGACACCAACAACACCGAUAGCAGGAGCGACACAGUUGAUCUGUGUGUAUGCUGCAGAUGACACAGCGUACGAGCAACUAGUGCCAACAAUCUGCGCAAGAUUGAGAGGGUUGACGGUUGUGGCACAGGAUCCGGCGAAAGUCACACCUGCCUGA
Molecule: messenger RNA, 1467 nt
Organism: Protomyces lactucae-debilis
Lineage: Eukaryota; Fungi; Ascomycota; Taphrinomycetes; Taphrinales; Protomycetaceae
Exons: 1
Coding region: 1-1467 (488 amino acids)
Source: RefSeq, a predicted model, not a curated record